Molecule: messenger RNA, 1719 nt
Organism: Rhinocladiella mackenziei CBS 650.93
Lineage: Eukaryota; Fungi; Ascomycota; Eurotiomycetes; Chaetothyriales; Herpotrichiellaceae
Exons: 3
Coding region: 1-1719 (572 amino acids)
Source: RefSeq, a predicted model, not a curated record
AUGCUCUCCUUCGAGAGUUUCGAUAAGUUGUGCCGUUCGCAGGAAUUUGGGGAAAAGUGGCAUGCCCUGAGAAAUUUCAUGCAAAGGGCCUGGUUUAAGCGUCGAUGGAUCGUGCAAGAAAUCGCUUUUGCCAAAGAUGCAGAGGUAUAUUGCGGUCCUGACAAAGUUUCCUGGUCCGAAUUGUCCAGUGCAAUGUCUCUUUUCGCCACCAAAGGCGACGACCUGCGACACAUGUUUCAAAAGUCUGAGAAGUUCGGCUACAACCCUGACUAUCUGGGUGAGAUCGAUGCAUAUGGGGCAAAGAAUCUCGUGGACACCAUUGACUUCAUGUUUCGGAAAACGGAAGAUGGCGACAUUAUUAUGGAGCAACUUCUGUCCUUAGAGUCGGUUCUCACGAAUCUCACGGCAUUCGAUGCUGACCGCCCUCAUGACUAUGUCUAUGCCGUCAUGCGGCUUUCUAAUGAUGCCCGCCCGGUUUCUCGCACCUCAAUGGCACAGGACUUGGGCCCUCAUUCUGAGUUGCGGACAAUCAAUGUUACCAAUCAAGCGCCAAACGGGCAACGCAAUGAGAAUGACAUCCCUAUCAUUGACUCUAACGGAAACAAAUCAGUGGACAUCUCGAUCUCUGAGGAACAAUCUCGUGGGAGAUCGCGAGAACGCGACACUUUCUUGAGCAAUCACUUAGCCGCACCCGAGAGGGCACGAUCAAGGGCACGAUCACCAGUUGGCGCGAAGGAAGACGCCGAAAAAGAAUAUCGAACACAACCCAGACAAUUCAUUGUCAACUACCAGAGAAGCAUGUUCGGUCUUUGCUCGGAGAUUAUCAAUUUUGUAGUUCAACGUUCGAACUCUAUCGACAUGAUAUGUAAGCCCUGGGUACCAAAUUUGGAGGAGUUUUCAUCCAAGGAGGCGAGAUUGCAUGAAGACGAUCUUGCCACCAUGCCAUCGUGGAUCCAGUCCCUUGAUAAAGGACCAUACGGCCUCAACCUUAAUCCUGGCAGCAUUAGAUACAGCCGAGUCGCGGCUGACCCCCCUGGCUAUUGGCGAUAUGCCUGCAAGUGGGCUUUCACCCAGAGACCAGCACACGGGGGGAAUCUAGACACAGGUGCUCUGUUGAGAGAUAUUUCUGGCACUGUCUCAACCCCAGUCGUGCCGUUUCUGCACCGUCUUCGGGCGGUGAUCUGGAACAGACAGUUGAUCAGAACCACCGGCCCAGAUCCGGGGUCUCUCGGACUCCUUGGUCUUGCUCCUGCAGAUGCUUCUCCUGGUGACAAAAUCUGCAUCCUUCUUGGAUGUAGCGUGCCUGUUGUCCUUCGACCUAAAAUCCGCAAGGCGGGCGGUGAACCACAGCUGCGCGCAAAGGCACCAAAGAGACGUCAAUGGUACAAAAGUGACGAUGCCUCAAGAGCGCAGACUCGAUCCAGGACGAUGAGCGCAGAAGCACCACGGCGAAUGGAGUCUGGUUCGCCGCGUUCGCCGCAAUUCGGUGUCAGAGAUCCAUCGGAGAACCCGCCGACCAGCUCGCUCGAAGCGACCAGCCUGCUCGAAGAGUACUCGCUGAUCGGCGAGUGUUAUAUACAUGGCAUGAUGGAUGGUGAGGCAUUCAAUCAGCGAGAUCUGCACGAUAUACCUCUUCGAGACUUCCGUAUCGGAUGUGCAAUGGAGUGCCAAUGCAAUCUCUGCGAGCCAAAUUGGCAGAUUCCAAAUGUAUCCGUCUGA